This is a messenger RNA of Perkinsus marinus ATCC 50983, 258 nucleotides long. RefSeq lists its product as hypothetical. The record is from RefSeq and is a predicted model, not a curated record. The coding region runs from base 1 to 258 and encodes 85 amino acids. NCBI's taxonomy places the organism in Eukaryota, Perkinsozoa, Perkinsida, Perkinsidae. The transcript has a single exon.
AUGUCUUUCCACGAGGGUAGUCCCCCUACUCCUACUCCUACCCCUUUGCCAGCAGCCCCAGAGGCAAGUCAGGCUGCCGCCCCCUCGGCGGUGAUAGAGGCCGCCGUCGCCUCCCCUACAUCGGCGUCGUCUCCUAUACCACAGAGUCGGCCUGCUAGCGCUGCCGCCAGUACGGCUACUAUCAGUACAUCGGGGGCUAAGGUUAGGCUCAAGGUGGAAGAAAUGAAGCAAUAUCUCGAUCAAGCCAAAUGCCUGUAA